Molecule: messenger RNA, 1887 nt
Organism: Cyclocybe aegerita
Lineage: Eukaryota; Fungi; Basidiomycota; Agaricomycetes; Agaricales; Hemipholiotaceae
Source: the annotation of a GenBank genome assembly
AUGGCUUGGCUUACUCCUACCGUGCUGAAACUGACGCAACUUCUAGCAGCGUUGGGUGCAGCGUUGGGUGCAGCGUAUGGCUACGUGCACACCACGGACUUGAAAGCUAGGCAAACCCCCGCUCAUGAGUUGUCUGCUUCCUACGACUACAUCGUCGUCGGAGGUGGUCAGAGUGGACUGGUUGUUGCGAACCGAUUGAGCGAAAAUCCGAAUAGGUCUGUGCUGGUCGUCGAAUAUGGGUACUUCGACGAUAAUCCUGCCCAGGUGGAACCUUCCAGCUCCGUACCUGGCACUUGGCUACAGAAGAAUCUAUUCAACGCCACGUCCGUCCCUCAGCCUGGAUUGAACAACAGGUUGGGUCAAGUCUACGCCGCUGCCGUUGUCGGCGGCGGUUCCACCAUCAAUGGGAUGGUCUUUGACCGCGGUUCAGCAGAGGACUACGACAUCUGGGAGAGAUUCGGUAACCCUAGCUGGGGAUGGGAGGAUUUACUCUCGUAUUUCAAGAAGAGCACGACGUUCACUCCUCCACGGCCUGAGCUUGCUCGUGAAUUCAACAUCACUUGGGAUGCCGAGCGAGCAUACGGGAAUGGGCCUAUUCAAGCGAAUUUUCCUGAUUGGCAGUGGCCGACACUCAAAAUUCAGUGGGAUGCGUUGAAGGAAAUUGGUAUGCCGAUGAAUGUGGAAGGCGCGGCAGGAGAUGCCUGGGGUGCAUAUUGGACACCUUCCGCCAUGGAUGCGAGCUAUCGUCGCUCAUACUCGCGCACGGGCUACUGGGUUCCAGCCUCCAGUAGAAAGAACCUCCACCUUUUGAUAGGACAUCGGGUCAACGAAGUCCUCUUCAAUUCGAGGAAGAGGGCAACUGCAGUGACGAUCCAAGAACGCGAUACGCCUAACGACGCCCCGAGAAUUACAGUCAAGGCCACUCGAGAAAUAGUUUUGUGUGCCGGCUGGCUUCACACACCCCACAUCCUUCAGCGAAGUGGUUUGGGUCCCCAAGAGCGGCUUGAAGAAGCUGGCAUUGAAGUUCUUGUUGAUCUUCCUGGUGUUGGAUCCAAUCUCCAAGAUCAUCCUGCUUUCACUAUUGAGUACCAGUAUCUGACGGAUCUCUUCCCGAACCCGUCCUCCUUGACGGACAAUGCUACUUUUUCUGUGUGGGCCAACGAGCAAUGGACCCAACGUCGGGGUCCCAUGUCGCUGGGAAUCACCAACUCGCUCGUCACUGCCCCUCUUGUGACUCUUCCGAGCUACCGUACUAUCCUUCGGAAGGGCUACACUCAAAACGUGGAAGCCUAUCUCCCCAAGACCUACUCUGCACAGCAGGUCAAGAGCUUCAUCACUCAACGCAACAUCCUCCUGUCCUCCUUUCCGCGGCUCAACAACGGCGUCGUCGAGAUCAUCUUCGCAGGAAAGCCUGGUACAUGGAUCAUCUUCAUGAAGCCUCUCAGCCGUGGAACGGCGUUGCUGAACACGACAGACAUCUACGCGGAGCCCAUUAUCGACUAUAACACCAACAUCAACCCAGUGGAUUUGGACAUUAUGGUCUCGGCGAUCACGUUGUAUCGCAGGUGGAUGAGCUCGAAGGCUAUGGAACAGCUCACACCGGUGGAGACCUUCCCUGGUCUGAAUGUCACCACCAACGAGCAGAUCAUCGCGUCUCUCAAGAACACCAUGGGGUCUGGGGUGGGACAUUCGUGCUGCACGGCCGCGAUGGCCCCGAGGGAGUUGUCGGGCGUCGUCGCGCCUGAUUUGACCGUCUAUGGUGUUACAGGGUUGAGCAUAGGCGACCUUUCCAUCGUCCCGAUUAUUCCAGCCACGCACACCUGCGCUACGGUUUAUGCCAUCGCCGAGAAGGCAGCGGACCUUAUAAAAAGCCGCCACAUUUCCUGA